Falco peregrinus (peregrine falcon) is the source of this 671-nucleotide messenger RNA. Its product is annotated as C-X-C motif chemokine 13. Gene Ontology annotation, biological process: cellular response to lipopolysaccharide; antimicrobial humoral immune response mediated by antimicrobial peptide; inflammatory response. The transcript has 4 exons. Gene Ontology annotation, cellular component: extracellular region. Bases 89 to 391 code for a protein of 100 amino acids. The record is from RefSeq and is a predicted model, not a curated record. Lineage: Eukaryota; Metazoa; Chordata; Aves; Falconiformes; Falconidae. Gene Ontology annotation, molecular function: CXCR chemokine receptor binding; chemokine activity.
CCCUGGGGCCUCCCAUCCACACCGCCUCACUUCUCCUAUUUUCCGGCUCAAAUAGGGGGAUGCUGCUGGUGCCAGGGAUGGGGCCAGCAUGGCUGCGCGGGUGGCCCUGCUGCUGGGGGUGCUGCUGGUGACCCACCGCCCUGGGGGUGCAGCUCUCCUGGAAGCCAAUGGCAACCUGAGCUGCCGCUGUGCCAAGACCACCAGGACCUUCAUCCCCCCGUGGAAAUACAGCAGCAUCGAGGUCCGGCCAGUGGGGAGCAGCUGCUGGCGCCAAGAGGUGAUGAUCAAGCUAAAAAGCCGGGAGAGGGUCUGUGUGGAUCCUGACACCCCUUGGGUGAAGAAACUCCUGCAGGACCUCGCAAACCUGAGGAAGAAAGAGGCUCCCCACUGAGGAAGCUGCCACCGGCGGGAUGGCCAGAUGUGCCAGGCCCCAAACUGGACACCCCUCCCCCCCCGCCUCCCCUGCAUCCCACUGCAUCCCGCUGCAUCCUUGCCCCGGUGUGGGGGGAGCAUGCCACUGCGUGGUGCCCUGAGCCCCUUCUUCCUCUGCAUUUUAUACAUUUAAGCCCUUAAAACCACAGUCUCCGCUUCCCUGUGAUGAUCUGCUGGAUGUCCCCUGCGGGCACAACCUCAGAGGUCCCAAUAAAGGCAGCAGCUCUCGGUCACUGUCA